GGCGGCGCGGCCCCGCCCGGCGGCCUGCUGCCCGGGCUGUGCCGGGGCUGUGCCGGGGCUGCGGGAGCUCCCCGCCGGGAGAUGCGGCUCCGGCAGGGCCCGCUGCUGGCCGCGCUGUGCCUGGGCGCCGCCGGCUCCCUGCUGUGGUACGCGGUGUGGCCGGGGGGGACAGACAAUGACCUCGCCAUGUAUCGAAGCCAGUUUCUGGAACUCCGGCAAAGACUGCUGUAUGCUGAAAAAGAAAAUAAUAAAAGAUCCCAUGAACUGAGCAGUGCCCUGGAUGAAAUUAAACGUAUAGUUGCAAAAAGAAUGAACUCGACAACAAAUCAUACAGAUGAUGAGAAAGUAUUAAACCUCACCAGAAAACUUCCUCUGCACCUUACAAACAUGUACUACUACCUACCUCAUCUUCGAGAAUAUGAAGAUGCCAUUUUUCCAAAUGUUAUUGUUGGGCAGCAGAGAACUGGAGUCUCACUGGUGAUGGGUAUUCCUACUGUGAAAAGGGAAAAACAAAGUUACCUGAUGACCACACUGCAUUCCUUGUUCUAUGAACUUUCUGAAGAGCAAAAGAAUGACUGUGUAAUAAUCAUCUUUGUAGCAGAGGUCAAUGAAGAAUACGUUAACAGUGUUGCAGAAAGUGUUAAAAGCAGUUUCCCCAAAGAAAUCCAGUCUGGUGUCCUAGAGAUCAUUUCUCCUCCUGCUUCUUAUUAUCCAGAUUUUUCCAAUCUGAGGAAAACAUUAGGAGAUUCGGAGGACAGAGUAAGGUGGAGAACGAAACAGAAUUUGGAUUAUAGCUUUUUAAUGCUAUAUGCCCAACCUAAGGGAACAUUUUAUUUACAGUUGGAAGAUGAUAUUAUAGCCAAACCUGAUUAUAUUCAAAGUAUAAAAAAGUUUGCGGCUGAACAGUCCCAAGAGUGGAUGAUUCUUGAGUUUUCCCAGCUUGGAUUUAUUGGAAAACUGUUUAAAUCAGAAGACUUGCCACUCAUAGUGGAAUUUUUUCUCAUGUUCUAUGAAGAUAAGCCCAUAGACUGGCUUCUGGACCACCUGCUCUGGGUCAAAGUGUGCAAUCCAGAAAAAGAUGCAGCACAUUGUGAAAAGGAAAAGGCAAAGAUACGUAUCCGUGCUAAACCAUCUCUCUUUCAGCAUAUGGGAAUUCAUUCAUCAUUGUCUGGGAAGAUACAGAAUUUGAAAGAUAAAGAUUUUGGCAGUAAUGUGCUAUAUAAAGCACAUAAUAAUCCGCCUGCAAAAGUGUAUACAAGCCUAAAAGUAUACCAGCAAUAUACCUUGGAAAAAAUUUAUGAAGGAAAAGAUUAUUUUUGGGCUUCGGCUCCAGUGGCUGGGGACUAUAUCAGAUUCACCUUUUUAAAACCACUUAAGGUAGAAAAGUACUUCUUUAGAAGUGGAAACAUAGAGCACCCUGGUGAUAUACUACAUAACACUACUGUGGAAGUGUUGCUAGCUGAUGAAGCUGAAAGAAAAGGAUUGCUUGACAAUGGAAGUGAAUUUAACUAUCCAGCAACCAAAGACGGAUAUUUAAAGAUAGGGGCUUUUGUAAAUGGAAUUGCAGAAGGCAGCAUCAACCUGCCAAAAAAAAUACAGGCUAUUCGUUUGUCAGUCAAUUCUGAUUCUCCUGUGUGGGUAAUACUUAAUGAGGUACUUAUUGAGACAUCUGAAAACUGAAAACUGGAAAAAAAUAUAUUUUUGACAUGUCACUUGUUAAUGGACUUGCUUGAAACCAGGCUAACAGCAACAAAAACCUGAGUGGGUACAAAGAACAAAUCCAGACCCAUUUUAUUCUUAAUACUGUGUAUUGGGAAAGAGUGGAGAUAACUGUUAAAUAUUUCUAUAAUAUAAAGAAUAUUAAAAGCUGUGAAAAAAACGAUCACAUUAGAAAGUUCCAUAAACUGUUAUUGACUAAGCUGUUAAUAUAUAUACAUAUAAAAAAUAAAUCCCAUCUUAGUUUAGCAACAUUGAUUAUGUAUUACUAUAAACAAUUGAUAAGGCAUUACAGGUUGUCUCAGGGACUAAAACAUAAAAGUAGGACAAGUUUCACUAGAACUAAACAUGUGGGCAUUUGGGGAAAAUAUUAAGGACAUGGUUUGUAACUCCAGGAAGAACACUGGUUAGUUUUGUAAAAAAAAGUUGUCCAUAUUCCUUGCAAGUACUUAGAGCAGUCCACCGGAGAAAGGAACAAUUUAACAACAUGAAAAUGGAUCCCAAAGUUACCAUGUGUUUCAGCCUUAAUGUAGCAUAACAGAUACUUAAUAUAUUUCUUUAAACGGGAAGUGCCUACAAGUUACCAUUUGCAUAACUUGAAAAUUAAAUACGUAUUGUUGAAAGGAGUGUAAAACUUUUAUGUGAAUUGUGCAUUGAAUUAACUAAAGGAAAUAAUCAGGGUAUCACAUGUAACUAUAUUUUUGUAGAAAGAAAAUCUAUUUAAAUAAAAUUUUGGAUCCUGUUAUUUGA
Anas platyrhynchos (mallard) is the source of this 2466-nucleotide messenger RNA. It is a transcript of the gene MGAT4D, whose product is annotated as MGAT4 family member D. NCBI's taxonomy places the organism in Eukaryota, Metazoa, Chordata, Aves, Anseriformes, Anatidae. Gene Ontology annotation, cellular component: endoplasmic reticulum-Golgi intermediate compartment; Golgi stack; endoplasmic reticulum. Gene Ontology annotation, molecular function: acetylglucosaminyltransferase activity. The record is from RefSeq and is a predicted model, not a curated record. Gene Ontology annotation, biological process: protein N-linked glycosylation.